Messenger RNA from Xenopus laevis (African clawed frog), 4125 nucleotides. It is a transcript of the gene barx2.L, whose product is annotated as BARX homeobox 2 L homeolog. Gene Ontology annotation, cellular component: nucleus. The record is from RefSeq and is a predicted model, not a curated record. NCBI's taxonomy places the organism in Eukaryota, Metazoa, Chordata, Amphibia, Anura, Pipidae. Gene Ontology annotation, biological process: regulation of transcription by RNA polymerase II; regulation of DNA-templated transcription. The transcript has 4 exons. Gene Ontology annotation, molecular function: DNA binding; DNA-binding transcription factor activity, RNA polymerase II-specific. The coding region runs from base 671 to 1543 and encodes 290 amino acids.
UGGGUGGUUGGGGCAGGAGUGAGUGGUUAGGAAGAGGAAUUAAUGACAGGUAGAAAAAAAGUGAGUGGCUGAGGAAUAAAGUGAGUUGUUGAGAAGAGGAAACAAUAAGUGGCUGAGGAGACGAAUGAAUAACUGGGGAGUGAAUGAAUGGCACUGGGGAAGUGAGUUGCUGAGUAGAGAAGUGGGAAACCGAGGAAAGACUGAAUUACUGGGGAGAGAAGUGAGUGGCUGGGAAUUAAGUGAGUUGUUGAGAGGAAAAAAGUGGCUGGGGAGACGAAAUAAUGACUGGGGGGAGAAGUGAGUUUAGAAUGCCCAGGGUAAGGAAUUUGAAGAGAAAAACUGGAAGAGAAGACGAGACUUCAGAGGAGUUUACUACUGAAGAGAGAACCAGCAGAGAAGAGGGAGGAGAGAAGCUAAGAAGAGAGCUCGUUAGUGCCAGUGAGUCCCUCCCAGAGUCCCAGCAGUCGGAGCGGGCGGACAAUAAGGAGGAGGGGGAACUGUAAGAGCAGCAGCACAAUCUGAUUGACAGCCGGAGUCUCCUAAUAAGGGAUGGCAGUGGUGUAUAUGUUUGGCGUGUAUAGAGGAGGCCAGUGAGUGGCAGGUGGCUGUGUGUGUGUGUGUACUUGUGUGUGCGCGCAGCCCCGCUAGCAGCCGGACUCACUGGGGCACCAUGCACUGUCAGGCCGAGCUCCGACUCCCCUCUCCGGGCCAGAUCAAAUCAGCCAGGCGGCGCUACAAGUCCUUUAUGAUCGAUGAGAUUCUGUCCAAGGAGACGUGCGAUUACUUCGAGAAGCUUUCCCUGUACUCCGUGUGUCCUUCGCUGUUGGUCAGACCGAGACCUCUGCACUCCUGCACCGGGACAUCUUCACUCCGACCUUACCCUCUUCUAUCAGUGAUUACACGUCAGCCCAAUGUAAUUACACACAUGGUACCCACAUCCACAUCUUCACAUCAUCCAGUGCUGUCCCCUACUCAUCUCUCACUGGGAUGCACUCGGUCAGAGACCCCCGCCAGUGAGGUUCACCCUAGUAGUGAGUCAGAACAUGAGCAUACCACCCCACGAGUGAAGAAGCCACGGCGCAGCAGAACCAUUUUCACUGAGCUCCAGCUCAUGGGACUAGAGAAGAAAUUUCAGAAGCAAAAAUAUUUAUCUACACCAGACCGGCUGGACUUGGCUCAGUCACUAGGACUCACACAGCUGCAGGUAAAGACAUGGUAUCAAAAUCGUCGGAUGAAAUGGAAAAAAAUUGUCCUUAAGGGUGGACAGGAGGCACCCACAAAGCCAAAAGGGAGGCCCAAGAAAAAUUCCAUCCCAACUUCUGAAGAAAUAGAGGCAGAAGAAAAGCUGAACAAGCUGGCACACUCAGCAGAGACUAAAGUAAAUGAAGAAGAGGAGGAACAAGGAAAAGUCACACAUAAAGAUCAAGUUGUUCACAAUCUUGAGGCAAAUGCAGAAGAUGAAUUGAAGAAUUCACAAGCCUCUUGCCCAGCAUUGCAACUUACACCACAGUUAGAUGUCUCACCAAGUGAUAGUGGUUCAUAAGGCUGAGUCAGGAGUCUAGAUUUGGACUUUUAAAGUUCUACAGAAGGAACAUUUAUGCCUCCUUUUGGAAGGAGUGUUGGACCUAAACAUUACAGGAUUCAUCCUACUUCCUUCAAUUUGCAGGGAAUAGGUUAAAGCUGCCAUAUAAUGCAAGAGAUGGAGGUGGGCAUUGUUGUGUAAGAUCUUUAUGGAAUGUACAUACAACUGUUGCUGUGUUUUUAGAACAUUUGAAUAAUGUGUAUGGGUUUUUUUUUUAUUCUUGUGCUGGGAAAUGAUAGAUGAAAGUUCCAAGAGGAGGGAGAGGACUCAGUUCACCCAGUGAGGCAUAUUUAAACAAAAACCCUCAAAUGAAGUGCCUUUUGGUUUUUACAUGCUAUGAAUCCAUCUUAAAAAUAGAUUUUUCCUAAUAUAAUUUUUUGAGACAAAACUUGUAAAGAACAAAAGCGACCAACAUUUUCUAAAUUAUGUCACUCUCAGUUGGUCCGAGACCGAAAUGGGCAGUAUUAUUCACUGCAACCCAUGCAUCAAAGAAAAUAUUUUUAAUGCUCUUAAUAAUUUUAAAUAGGAAAAAUUAAUUUUGAUCCUGUGCUUGAAACUGGUUUCAAACAAGAUUUGAAAAAUACUGUUACAAAUUGAUGGAGAGGGAAGGCGUUAUAGUAAACAGUAGGAACACUAAAAAAUUCAUUUAAUAUAUAACUUUUUUUUUAGCAAUUUGGAACAGCAAUUACUAAGCCUAAUUAGAGUUAAAAACUGGAUUUAUGGAACAAAAUAUUUGGUGAUGUCAUCAAGAUGUGUAGUAAUGCUGGAAAACUUACUUCAGGUAUAGCAAUCCAAAACAACUAACACUAUAUUCACUUUUACAGAGCAGACCAAUAUAUAGUAUCUAAUGAUAGGUUGUUAUGGACUACCAAACCUAAAGGAAACUUUGCAAUUGCUAUUACAUAUCCCCUUCAGUUUUAUAGGAACAAAACGAUAGUGUUUCCCAGACAUUUUGGUUCCAAGCUUUGCAGUGUGAGAACAUUACAUUGUAGCAUAAGUCAUACUGCUAUUAUUCCCAAGAUAUCUAAGAUAGCAAAUCAGUGUUCACCAUAAAUGGAAUCCUAAUGGUCCUUUAGGACAGAAAAUAAGUAUCCUUCCUAAAUAUCAUUAUAACUGGCCUGCAGGCUCCUACCUUCCACCAGCCAUUACUUAGGGCCUGUCUGGGGGGUGUGGUACCACAAUUUGGAACUGCUAUUGCAUGGGAAAUUAUAAUAUAAAUGAUGUCAAAUUUUUGUUGUUGUUUUUGAAAUUAUUUAUCUAAAGCAAGCUGUGUGUAAAAAGGUUUGUACCGUAUCUAGAAUGGGGGAGUAGCCAAUAACAUUGAUUAAUUGAGAGACAAUCUUAGUAAAAUGUUAUGCGCCUUCCUAUCUUUAUGGUCUUUCAUAUUGGAGUUACAUCGAUUUUUCAUAUAGAAAACUGGAUACAUGGAAUAUUUAAAAAAAAAAAAAAGCUAUAUUUCAGGCAUGUGUACAGGAUCGAAGAUUUUGGAAAUAAGUGUUUGUUCUCUAUUCUUACUGCCUGUGUUUCAGACACUCAGGAUUUCUAAAUACUUUUUACUUGCCAAACAAUAUACACCGUGUUUACUGGUGAGGUAAACACUAAAUGAAGUAUCACUUUUAAAUGACUUUUGUAAUUGCAUAUUUGUGGUAUCUAGAAGUAUCUACUAGACCGCAAUUUUUUGGCAGCUAUUUACAGGUACGUCUAAUGGUUUAGACUUGCAUGAGUGAGUCCCAGUCCCUUCUAUGUCUUCUCAUCAACGCUACUCAUCAACAAAAACCGGGAAAAGGGGCUUUCUAUUAUACUUGGAAAGUGAAUGGAAAUAUUUUUUUUACAAAAAGUUGUCAUUUCUUAACAUUUUCACAUUUCCAGCAAAGUGGUUUAUAAAUGCUUUCUGGUAAUAUUGAUAUUGUUGUAUAAAAUAUUUUCUAUGGCAGUAAGUGCAGUAACAUACAGUAUUGUAUUAGAAAAUGUCAUAAUUGCAACAUUGGUUUUGGUAAUACUACUGAAUAUAUUUAGGCAGUUUCUAAUUAAAAUGGUUAUCCCAUACAAAAACACCUGCAAAAGACUUGCAACUCUAUUGUACAUGAUACGGUACAUUAUGUAUAUUGGUUCUAAAUCAAUUCAUGUGUGCGUUAUGAACUAUUUAUUGCCCAAAACCUAUAAACUAUUUUCGAGGGGAGACCAUUAUACUGAAGAAUACACUGGAGUGCUGGAUUUGGAAGAUGAUCAGUGACCCAUCUCAGAGCUCUUUGUAGCUAGCUGGCUGCCAUUAUUCCACACAUCAAACAGAAAGCACGGGAAUGACAAUAAUAUUCAGAACAAAUUGAAUACUGCAAGAACACUGGCGUAAAAAACAUGCUUUGUUUAAACACUCAGGAAAACACACUAGCCUGCAAAUAUGGAUGCUGGUUUAUGUUUCUUUUUAAAGCAGGAAACAACACACACCUGAAUAUACUGGGUUGUGUAAACCUGGCUACUCUUACUGCAAAUAUAUAAUGCUGUUUGGGAAUGAGUUAUAAUAAAGUAUUUUAUUUUUGAAUUAA